Emys orbicularis (European pond turtle) is the source of this 2772-nucleotide messenger RNA. RefSeq lists its product as uncharacterized. Lineage: Eukaryota; Metazoa; Chordata; Testudines; Emydidae. Gene Ontology annotation, biological process: immune response. The transcript has 15 exons. Gene Ontology annotation, cellular component: external side of plasma membrane. The record is from RefSeq and is a predicted model, not a curated record.
AUGGGGGGCCCAGGCAGCCUCCUCCUCCUCCUCCUGCUGGGGGGCGCCGAGUCACGGUCGCACUCCCUGCAGUACUUCCUGACGGCCGUCUCGGAGCCCGGCCCGGGGGUGCCCGAGUUCACCGUGGCCGGCUACGUGGACGGGCAGCGGUUCAUGGAGUACGACAGCGAGGCCCAGCAGAUGCGGCCCCGGGCACCCUGGAUGCAGGAGACCGAGACCGAGGUCUGGGAGCGGGAGAACCAUGUCCACAAGGUGCGUCAGACCUGCUUCCGGGGCAAGGUGCGGAGCCACAUGCACCUCUACAACCAGAGCAGGGGCUUCCACAUCUUCCAGUAUGCCUACGGCUGCGAGAUCCGGGCGGACGGCAGCACCGGGGGCUUCCGGCGCUUUGGCUACGACGGGGGCGACUUCCUGAUCUACGACGACGCCCGGCACCGCUGGGAGGCUCCUGCCCGGGAGGCCGAGGCCACCCAGCGCCGGUGGAACGGGGACCCGGUCGCCCUGUAGUACUACCGCCACUUCCUGGAGCGGGAGUGCGUCGAGGCCCUGCGCCGCUACCUGCAGCUCGGGCAGGGGGCGCUGGCCAGGCGGGAGCGCCCGGCCGUGCGGGUCACCGGCAGAGACGCCCCCGGUGGCCCCACCACCCUCUCCUGCCGGGCCCACGGCUUCUACCCCCGGGACAUCGCCCUGAGCUGGCUGCGACACGGAGGGAGCAGCGAGCAGGAGCCGCGGCGAGGGGGGGUCCUGCCCAAUGGGGACGGGACCUACCAUGCCUGGGCCACGGUGGAGGUUGACCCCCGGGAGAGAGGCCUGUACCGCUGCCGUGUGGAGCACGAGAGCCUCGCCGAGCCGCUCGUCGUCGUGUGGGAGCCGCCGUGCGAGUCGCUGCUGGUCCCGGUGGUGGCGGGCGUGAUCCUGGCCCUGGGGGCGGUCGCCGUGCUGGUCGGCCUGGCCUGGAGGAGGAGGCUGUCAGGGCCCCAGGCGGAUCUGUACUCGCCGGCGCCGGCCAGCGAGCAUGGAUCAGACAGCUCCAUCACUGGAGCUGCGGGGGGCGCAGCUGUCGGGAUGAGCAGGACCUCGCUGGGGAUGGGGGGGCGGGAGACCAGCCUGUGUUUGUUCCUCCUCCUCCCCCUGGGGGCCCUCGCCGGCAAGGGACGGGACUCCGCAACUCAUUCCCUGCAGUAUUUCCACACCGCAGUCUCUGAUCCUGAACCUGGACUCCCAGCAUAUGCCUUUGUUGGGUAUCUCGAUGACAACCUCUUUGUUGAGUGUGACAGUGACAGUGGGCUGUUUAAACCACGAGCCCAGUGGAUAAAGGACAAUGUGGAUGCUGAUUACUGGGAGCGUGGUACCAAACUUGGAAUCGCACAAGAGCAGGCGUUCGGAACCGGCAUGAGAAUUUUAAUGGAGCGCUACAAUCAGACUGGGGGGUUUCACACUCUGCAGCGCAGGAGCGGCUGUGAGAUUCGGGAGGAUGGCAGCAUCGGGGGGUCCCGGCAACUUGCAUAUGAUGGGGACGACUUCCUCAGCUUCGAUAUGAACACUUACACGUGGGUAGCCGCGGUCAAGGAAGCUGAGAUCACCCAGCGCAGAUGGAAUGAGGAUACAGCCGAUCUUCAGUAUCGGAAGCAGUACACAGAGAAGGAGUGUAUUGAGUGGCUAAGAAAAUACCACCAAUAUGGGAAGGAGGCUCUUCAAGGGAGAGAACCCGCAGCCGUUGAGGUGUCGGGCAAGGCAACCCCUGACGGGCUCACCAGCCUCUCCUGCAGGGUCUAUGGCUUCUACCCCCAGGACAUCGCUGUGACCUGGAUGAAAAACGGGGAGAUGAGAGAGCAAGAGACUCAGCGAGGGGACAUCCUACCCAGUGGGGAUGGGACCUACCAGAUUCAGGCAACCUUGGAGAUAGAUCCCACAGAGGGAGGCCGUUACUCCUGCCUUGUGGAUCACAACAGCCUGACGGAGCCUCUCAAUGUCUUCUGGGAGCCGAAGUCCAACGUGAUCCCCAUUGUGGCUGGAGUGAUCGGUGCCGUGCUGGCUGGCGUGCUGGCUGCAGUAGUCGGAAUCAUCAUCUGGAGGAAGAUUGGCUCAGGGAAAAAGGGAGCUGGCUACUCACCUCCAGGAAGUUACCAAGGAUCCAGCUCCUCCACAGAAAAUAAGUUGGUCGGUGAAGGAACUUCUGUCCCAGCGUAAUGGAGCUGGUCAGUCUGUGCCGCAGGCUGCAGGGGUCCCAGGGAGAAGAAACCAGCACAGACUGAUCUGAUCAGCACCUUCCUGUCUCCGUUUGAUUCCCGCAGUGCCCCAUGGAGGUGUUCGGGCUCCUCUCUGCCCACUUAGCAGCUGCUUGCUUUGUAAAUGUAUUGUUAGAAAAAAUUAAUGACGUGAUUGCACAAUGUAUUCUCAACAUGAAGAAUAACAAGAAGCAUAUAAAUUAUGAUUCUUCUUACAGGGUUUCUUCUCUGAACACUGCUGUUUCUAGCUACUGGUGCCCCUGUACAAUACAAUAGCUGAUUUUGGGUGUGGUGACUUAAGUUUUUGUUAUUAUUAAUGCUUAUAAUACAGUAACUCAGUGUCCUGCUCGGAGCUGGUAGCACUGUCCCCAUCAGCAGCCUGGGGAAAGCUCCAUGGGGCAAGAGUAACUUCCUGAAUCUUUUUUGUUGUCUGUAUUGUUACAACAUACUUGCAGACAGGUAUUUUGAAAUACAUUUUUAAAAAGUAAUUGACACUGGUGUGAUUAUAUUGUGUUAUUUUGACAAAUAAAAUAUGCAGAAUUUU